Molecule: messenger RNA, 837 nt
Organism: Stylonychia lemnae
Lineage: Eukaryota; Ciliophora; Spirotrichea; Sporadotrichida; Oxytrichidae
Source: the annotation of a GenBank genome assembly
AUGGCAAAACGAUAAAAACUCUGGAGUAUAUUUGAGAAACCUGUCCUGGCUUUCAUUUUAGUUGGCUAGAGAUCAGAUUCUCUGAUUUAUGUCACUAAUAAGAAGAAAAUAUGCAAGGAAAUUGGUAUUGAAUGCAUUGGACUUGAACUAGAGGAAUCAGUAUCAUAAGAUGAACUUUCAUUGAGAGUUUAAGAAUUGUAAUCAGAUCCCAGAGUUUGUGGUAUUCUUGUAUAAUUACCACUCCCUAAACAUAUUGAUGAAAACAAGAUUCUUGAUUUAAUUUCUCCAGAUAAAGAUGUAGAUGGCUUUCAUCCAUAUAAUAUUGGAAAUUUGGCAUUAAAAGGAAGAGAGCCGUUUUUUGUUUCCUGCACUCCAUAGGCUGUCCUAGAAUUGAUCAAAUCUGUAUGUCCAGACAUUCAAGGUAAGAAUGUAACAAUAGUGGGAAAAAGUAAUAUAGUGGGAUUACCACUUUCUCUCUUGCUUAAUAACCACAAUGCCACUGUCAGUUUAUGUCACAGCCAAACAAUGAAUUUAGAAGAAUAUGUGAGAAGAUCUGACAUCUUUGUAGCUGCUAUUGGGAAAAUUUCAUAUUUCAAAGGAGAAUGGAUAAAAGAGGGAGCAAUAGUAAUUGAUGUGGGUAUUAAUGUGAUAACAUAGUUGGACAAAGAAGGUAAUUAAUAGAGGUUAGUAUAUGGAGAUGUCGAAUUUAAUAAGGCUAUUGAAAUAUGCUCAUAUAUAACACCAGUACCAGGUGGUGUUGGGCCCAUGACAAUUGCGAUGCUUAUGAAAAAUAUUUUAAUAAGCUGGGAAAGAUUAAAUGGAAUACAAAUGAGAUGA